Molecule: messenger RNA, 410 nt
Organism: Pteronotus mesoamericanus
Lineage: Eukaryota; Metazoa; Chordata; Mammalia; Chiroptera; Mormoopidae
Product: cytochrome c oxidase subunit 6A2, mitochondrial
Exons: 3
Coding region: 73-366 (97 amino acids)
Biological process (GO): mitochondrial electron transport, cytochrome c to oxygen
Cellular component (GO): mitochondrial inner membrane
Molecular function (GO): enzyme regulator activity
Source: RefSeq, a predicted model, not a curated record
GGGAGGAUAAUCUAGACCUUAGUGAAGGAGAGUGAAAGGACAGUGCUGUUGUUCCUAGCUUCCGUCGCUGCGAUGGCUCUGCCUCUGAAGUCCUUGAGUCGGGGCUUGGCGAGUGCAGCCAAGGGAGACCACGGAGGGGCAGGAGCCGGCACCUGGCGCUUCCUGACCUUCGUGCUGGCACUCCCGAGUGUGGCGCUCUGCACUCUCAACUGCUGGCUCCACGCGGGCCACCACGAGCGCCCCGAAUUCAUCCCCUACCACCAUCUCCGCAUCCGCACCAAGCCCUACUCCUGGGGGGACGGAAACCACACUCUUUUCCACAAUUCCCACGUCAACCCUCUGCCCACCGGCUACGAACGGCCCUGAGAUCCGGGCGGAGGUCCCAGGCUCAAUAAAGAUGUGGAAAUGUG